GGCAUACGUGCGCUUGAAUUUUUGUUUACUGUAGUCGGGAAUAGUGGGUAGCUACAGCAGCUAGAAAAUAAAAUAUGAUCAAGUCUUUCAGAAACACGGUCAAAAACUGAGUUGUUUGAUUCAAAAAGUAAAAUUGGGUGUGUUCCAGAAAAAGGCGACGCAACUGUCUUGCUGCUGUGUAAUUUGAGGCCAAGAUGAUCGAAGUGUUGGCCUCCAUGGCCCGAGGUCCUGUGUUUCUGGCCGGGGAGCUCAUGGAGUGUCUCAUCACAUUCACCAACCCAAUGUCCCACUUGUCCACCUCUGCCACCAGUGAGAUGCUGGCAUGGGCCAGUGCCCAGAUUCACUGCCAGUUUCAUGCCAGUGAGAGCAGAGUGGCUCUGCCAACCCGGGGCAACAAACAGGAUGUCCAGGCUGAAAGUGACACUGUACUCAUUCCAAGUAGAGGAGAGCGAGGACAGUGUGUGCUGGACACGCCACCUAAGAUACUGUUCUGUGACCUUCGUCUGGACCCCGGGGAGAGCAAAACAUAUUCAUACAGUGAAGUUGUACCCAUUGAUGGUCCUCCUAGUUUCCGUGGUCAGUCAGUGAAAUAUGUCUACAAACUGACCAUCGGCUGCCAGAGAGUCAACUCUCCCAUCAAACUAUUGAGAGUUCCCUUCAGAGUGCUGGUUCUGCAGGGCAUGCCAGAACCUCCAUUUCCCCAGGAUGAAGAGGUCUCCCCAUCAAACCCGUUCCUAGAGGAAGAGGAAGCAAGUCGCAGAGACACUCGGUCUUUGGAGAGAGCGCUGGACAUGCUUAUGGUCACCACGUCGAGACGCUGCCCACACAUGUUCAAUAUCACCAACAUGCGAGGAAAAGUGGCAAAGUUCUGCAUCUUCAAGACUGUUUACAGACUCGGGGAGGACAUCAUCGGCACGUUCAACUUCUCGGAGGGUGACAUCCCCUGCUUGCAGUAUUCGGUGAGCCUCCAGAGCGAGGAGGAGAUCCAGCAACAGUACCAGCGACGUCCCGGCCACGCCGUCAGUGUGAGUGGACACGGGCGACACCUGGAGUCCUGCCUCCACACGGCCUCCAGCCACUUCUCCCUCCCCAUCCCCCUCAACGUCACACCAGGUUUCAGCACAGAUAUAGUCUCUCUUCGGUGGCGUCUGCACUUUGAGUUCGUCACAGCCCGGGAGCCUAUGGAACCACCCACUGUACUGCAGAACCAAUCAGAGGUCACAGUUUGGGCCGGGGCGGAGCAUGUGAAUGUGGACACCUUCAGCUGGGAUCUGCCUAUCAAAGUCCUACCAACGAACCCGGCCCUGGCAUCCUACGUUUCCCAGUUUACAGGGAGGAACAGCAUUAAUAUUUGACUCUGAGGUGAUCAGGUGUUAUUGUUUUUAAUGGUGAUAUCAACUAGUUUGUUUUUGUUUCCAGAUGGGGAAACUGUUUCAGCACAGAUGUGCACAUUUCUUGAUCAAAAAUGUUUUUUUGUUUCCAUUUUUUAUGCAGACCUCAUAUGUUAAGUGUGCAAUCUAUAAUUUGCCUUUUUUCUUGAGCAUUUUACAAUGCACCCGGACUUUGAAUACAUAUUCCUUUUCAGGAAGUCUACCGCACAUUGGCCGUGUGAAGUGCAACUCUCUCUCUGUUGUGCGUGUCUGUAUUUAUUUGCUUUUUUUAAACUCCUUCAUACACUUGCACACUCGAUAUUUCUGAUUUUUUUUUUCUUAUCUGAGAUAUUUUUACAGUUUAAGUGUCUUUCUUUUAAUAUAAAGUCUAAAAGAAGAAUGACUAUACUGAGAUGUAAAUACAAGAGAAUUAAAAGUGUGAUUUAAAUGUAAAAAA
Molecule: messenger RNA, 1827 nt
Organism: Solea senegalensis (Senegalese sole)
Lineage: Eukaryota; Metazoa; Chordata; Actinopteri; Pleuronectiformes; Soleidae
Gene: rgp1
Product: GP1 homolog, RAB6A GEF complex partner 1
Exons: 9
Coding region: 195-1355 (386 amino acids)
Biological process (GO): retrograde transport, endosome to Golgi
Cellular component (GO): Golgi membrane; Ric1-Rgp1 guanyl-nucleotide exchange factor complex
Source: RefSeq, a predicted model, not a curated record